Messenger RNA from Sipha flava (yellow sugarcane aphid), 1026 nucleotides. RefSeq lists its product as uncharacterized. Gene Ontology annotation, molecular function: DNA binding. Gene Ontology annotation, biological process: regulation of transcription by RNA polymerase II. The transcript has 3 exons. The coding region runs from base 1 to 1026 and encodes 341 amino acids. Gene Ontology annotation, cellular component: nucleus; transcription regulator complex. The record is from RefSeq and is a predicted model, not a curated record. Lineage: Eukaryota; Metazoa; Arthropoda; Insecta; Hemiptera; Aphididae.
AUGGAUACCAAUUUUGACUCAGAAAAAUUCAUUAUUGAAAUUGAAAAUCGGCCGGCAAUAUGGAAUUCUGCUUGUCCUGAAUAUUCAAAUCGUGAUUUAAAAAAAAAAUACGGUUGUGGCAUACAUAUUUCUUUUAAUUUGUUCCAUAUAACUUCACAAACUAGAGCGACAAAUCCAGAUAUUGUAGAAAUUCCGAGGCAAUAUUCGUGGUGUAAUUCCGUAAAAGAGCAUCCACUAGCAAGGUAUCUGCGAAUAAACUUGCAACGCAAAUGGAAAAGUUUACGCGAUUGUUUUUCUAGAGAAUUAGGCAGAGUUAAAAAACUUAAAUCCGGGUCUGAAACUUCCAGAAAAAAUCCUUAUGUCUUUUACAAUCAGUUAUUAUUUCUAAAACCAAUCAUUCAGAAUAAAUCAACAGAAACGAAUAUAAUGCCAGAUGCUGAUGAAAGUGAAGAUGAUUUAGGAGGUCCUUCUACUAGUCAAGUAUCAAAUAGUGAACCUAGUUCUAAGAAAAAAAAAACUACCUCUAUAAAUUUAUUGGAAAAAGAAAUAAUUGAAGCAUUACAUAAAAGUGUUGAGCUUCGAGAAGAACAGACCAAAAAAUACGAGGAAGACGCUGAUAGAUUGUUUUUGUUAUCUUUGUUAAAACCUUUAAAAGAAAUACCUGAACACUUACGUUUUUCAGUUAAAAUGGAUUUAAUGAAAAUAACAAAUAAUGCUCAAAUCAAUUCACACUCAGCUUCUUUAACUUUAUCUCAUCCUCAACAAUACAACUUCAGUAGUCAAAAUGUAAUGCCUUACAUUAAUCAAGAUUUAAAUACGGGCCCUAGGUCUGUGUAUCUACCUAACCAACUACACUCAGAUCCAAAUUAUCAAAGGGCAUUACAAAAUCAACUGAUUACUCAAAAAAGACCUACAUCUACAAUACAGCCAUAUUCAAGUAACACAAAUCCAUUGCCUUCACCAAACACCUACACUUCUACUGAUAAUUCUUCGGACUCAUAUAUUCAGAUCGACAUAUUCAAUUAA